Molecule: messenger RNA, 717 nt
Organism: Rotaria sp. Silwood1
Lineage: Eukaryota; Metazoa; Rotifera; Eurotatoria; Philodinida; Philodinidae
Source: the annotation of a GenBank genome assembly
AUGCAGUAUGAUGCAAACAAACAAGGUAUGAAUAACUAUGGAAAUGUCUACGGUAAUCAAUAUUCACCUACCAAUCAACCACCAUAUGGAGCCGGAAAUGUUUAUCUACCGAAUAAUGCACCACCACCUUAUGUACCAUAUCCUCAGCAUCCAUCUGCUUAUCCUACAUCAGGUGCACCAUAUAAUGGUUCAACACCCAUUUAUCAACAACAAGCAGUUGUUGUUGCACCUAUUUAUCGACCAAUGUGGAAUUAUUUGACACCGACACCGAUUACUUCUAAUCUUCGAGUAUUUUUUAUGAUUUCGGGUCUUCUAUAUUUGAUAUGGGGUGUAUUAGUUAUUGGACUCGAAAUUGGCAUUAUUGUUUAUUCUUAUUGGAGAUAUUAUACUGGUUUUUGGACAGGAUCUUUUUUUAUUGCUGGAGGAAUUACUAUGUUAAUUGUAGCAUGUAGACCAUCUUAUGCGAUGACUCAUUUAAUUCGACUAUUUGGCUUGUGUUUGUUCCUUUCUAUACUGGGACUCAUCUUGUCUAUUGUUUAUGUAGCUACAUUAAAUCAAUGUAGUUCAACAUACUAUUGGUAUUAUUGCUACAGUUCAACAGGACGAAAUCUAAAAAUAGCUCUUUUGAUAUUCUUUAUUAUUACAUCUAUUCAUACUAUUAUAAAUAUGAUUGUGGCUAGUAAUGCGCGAAAAUCAACAGCAUCAGCAUCUAAUUAA